UGUCGGUGUCAUCAGCUUCUUUUUUAUAAAUGAGAAGAAAACAUAUGUCUUUUCCCGUUUUGCAAACCCAUGGUUCUUCGUUUGGUUUAUACCAUCAUGUCUAAGUGUCAAUAGAAGGGAUAGUUGCUAAUGAAGGCGCUCCUAAUUUGCAGAUGUAGAGAUGGCGAAAGGGGAAUACAAACCAGUGUUCACCACUGAACAAAAGGAAAGUGUGAGCUUUGUGUCUCUCCUCUUUUUUCGAUGGAUGAACAGUAUCUUCCAGUCAGGUUGUCAUGGAACUUUAGAAGAAAGCGACUUUGUUCCCAUCUCAAGGGAAAACAGAACAGGUUCUUUGACAGAUCUCUUGGAAUCAAAAUGGAAUGAAGAGAAAGCUAAUUGCCAAGAGAAUGAGAAAAGGCCAAAACUUUGGAGAAGCAUCUUAAAGAUGGUGUCUUUCAAAGAUACAUUCAUCAUAGUAAUUGAUCACUCUUUGUACACAGUUUGGCGCCUUAUUAAGCCCCUGUUUCUCGGUUACCUGAUUUUCUCAUUGAUGUCAGCUGAACCUCAGAAAAAUCUGUCUCUGUAUGGUUGUGUGAUGGCAAUGCUCAUCUGUGCGACGAUUGGGGGACUCAGUGUUCAUUACUCUUCCUACAAAUGUGAUACCCUUGGUAUUGGAAUGAGCAGCGCUCUGAAAGGGCUAAUAUACCGAAAGACACUACUACUUGGCAAAAACAGAUUACUGAGAUUCUCAACAGGCCGCGUUAUUGACCUGGUUUCCAAUGAUGUCCAGCGACUGGAAGGAGAAACUGUCAAGUUUUUUUACUUUAUGAUUUUAGAUUUCUUUCUAGUCGGAGGUGCAACAGUAUUACUUGUGUAUUUCAUUGGUUGGCAGACUCUUCUUGGUGUUAUUGUCCUGUGUUUGCUUGUACCAUAUUUUGGGGUGCUGUCCUACGUCAGUGCUGCACUGCGCCUGCGGACAGCAGCUGUUUCUGAUCAGCGUAUUUCCUUGAUGAACCAGGCGGUUUCUGGGAUUCGCACCAUUAAAACGCACGCAUGGGAGGAUGAAUACCAGGAAAUGAUAAAACACCUUCGGAGCGAGGAAAUGAAUAUCAUUCGAAAGAAGAGUGCUGUUUUGGCAGGGGUUGCCGCGUUGCAGUACACUUCUGUGCCAUUGACAGUUCUAGUGGUAGUCAUUACAAUGGUGCUAACUGGCCGACCUAUUACACCUGUUAAUCUCUUCAUGCUUCUUCCUUAUAUCAAUACACUAAUAACAAGUAUUUGCUAUUACCAAGCUUAUGGUUCCUUGCAAACAUACGAAGCUUAUGCGUCACUCCAAAGAAUAGAAGAGUUUCUGCUUUUAGAUGAGUUGCAGGGGAUCUCUGAGGGUAACUUUAAAGAAGAAAUCUCAAGAUCGGACAGACUCUCAGCUGAACAGGGCAAAUCGGCCAAAUCCUCUAUCGGUGACGAGGAAGAACCUUGGAAGAAGUCUAAGUCUCUUUUUGUGUCAGGUCUUUCGUGCUCCCAGAGUGAUCAGGAGGAAGAGUUUACUCUGGAGAAUGUAGAAUUCAUUGCAGCACCAGAAAGUUUAACAGUCUUCACAGGACCCGUGGGAAGUGGAAAAUCUACUCUUCUUUUGGCUAUAGCUGGCGAAAUUUCAGAUAUCAGUGGUGAUAUCACUUUUCAAGGUUCACUUGCACAUGUUUCCCAAACACCAUGGGUCUUCUCUGGAACCAUAAGACAAAACAUUUUAUUUGGUCUACCUUACGACGAAACCAAGUACUCCAAAAUUAUUGAGGCAUGUUCCCUUACGGAAGACUUCCAUACGUUUCCUAACAGUGACCAUACAGUUGUAGGUGAGCGGGGCGCCGUUUUGAGUGGAGGCCAACGUGCAAGAGUAAGCAUGGCAAGAGCAGUAUACAUGAAUGCAGACCUGUACUUAUUGGAUGACCCUCUCAGUGCCGUGGACAUGAAAGUUGGACAACAUAUUUUUCAAAGAUGCCUCCUAGACCCACUAGUCUUGGGUAACAAAACACGAGUAUUGGCAACUCAUCAAGAGGAACAUAUGAAAGUUGCUGAUGAAGUAAUUCUAUUACAUAAGGGACGGAUGAUGGAAAAGGGAAGUUUAGUUGAGCUCCAGAAAAAGGGCUGUCUUGGCACAGUUCUUGAUCCGCUACACAUGAAGUCCCACAGAGACGGCGAUUCGGAUUUGAGUUCAGUUUCGAAGGACAAAGGGAAACCAGAUGUCAUGGAAAAAAGUACAACAAAAGAAAAACAUAUCAAGGACCUUGUAAUUUCGGAGGAAGAUCGCACAAUCGGAGAGGUGACUUUGAAGACUUACUGGGAAUAUUUCAGAAGCGGAUUACACUCGUUAGCGAUAUUUUCUUUAUCUCUUUUAUGUGUUAUUACUCAAGGUAUGAUUGUUGCUCCUGACGUGUGGCUUUCAUUCUUUUCAAAAAAACGUCUUGAAAAUCAGAGGGAGAAAAUGAACUUAAUAUCGUAUGGCUGUCUGGUGACUGCAUCCUUCGUAUUUGCCUUUAUUAGGGCACAUGGAUUUCUUUUGGCUUGUUUAAGAUGUUCUGAACAGCUUCAGGAUAAAAUGGUCACAGCGGUGUUAAAGGCACCAGUUUUUUUUUUUGAUUCAAAUCCAGUUGGAAGAAUUCUCAAUCGAUUUUCCAAGGAUGUUGGCUGCCUGGACGAGCUGUUGCCGGACACGUUUCUUGUCUCAGUCCAGGUUUUCCUGCUGCUACUUUCAUCCGUUAUGGUGCCAAUUGUCACAAAUCCUUGGGUUCUGUUUGUCGUUGUUCCACUGUCUGUAGUCGUUGUAUACAUCUCAAGGUAUUACUUGAAGACAUCCCGACAGCUCAAAAGAUUGGAGUCGAUAUGCCGAAGUCCUGUGUAUUCUCACAUUUCGGAGACCUUGAAUGGACUUGAGACAAUUCGAACGGGAAGACGACAUAGGGAUUUUGAGAAAGAGUUUUACAGAUUUCAAGAUGUUCAUACUCAGUCCUACAUCAUGGUGUUGGCCAGUGGGAGAUGGCUUUCUGUGCGCAUUGAACUUCUUUCCUCCAUUUUGACUGGCGUUGUGGCUUUAGCGGCUAUUUUAGUUUCCCAAGAUGCUGCUUUCGCUGGACUUGCUCUUGUUUAUGUCAUCGAGACCGUGGAACAGGCUCAGUUUGUUGUCAGAAAAACAUCGGAUGUCGAGAAUUCCAUGACCUCAGUCGAACGCGUUUUGACAUACGCGAAACUUGAUUGCGAACCUGGGUACAAAGUACUACGCCCUCCCCCAGAAAACUGGCCCUCAGAGGGAGGUGUAACAUUUCAAAAUGUGUCUUUGACCUACUAUCCGGGAGGACCACAAGUACUAAAAUACAUCAAUCUUGACUUGAAAGGAAGGACCAAGUUUGGUGUUGCAGGAAGGACGGGAGCCGGAAAAUCGUCCCUGGUGGCAGCUCUUCUGCGCAUGCCAGAUGCCGAUGGGAAUGUCAUCAUCGACGGCGUUCCAAUAAAGGAGAUCAACCUCCAAGAAGCUCGACGAUGUAUAUCUGUUCUUGGCCAAAAUCCAGUUCUUUUCAGUGGAUCGCUGAGAAGAAAUCUUGAUCUAGUAAAUCAAUUUCAAGAUUUUGAGUUGUGGAAAGCCUUGGAAGAUGUUCAACUAAAAGAGUUGGUGAAAAAUCUGGAAGGACAGCUGCACCAUGAGUUAUUAGAACAUGGCUCAAAUUUCAGUGCAGGAGAACGGCAGUUAAUUUGUUUGGCUCGUGUUCUGUUGCAGCAAAAAAAGGUCAUCAUCUUGGAUGAACCUACUGCACAAGUGGAUCCAGAAACAGAACAAGUAAUCUGGAGAGUCGUGCGAGAGAAACUGAAGAACUCCACAGUAAUAACUAUUGCUCAUCGACUGAACACCUUAAAAGACUGUGACAUGAUUUUGGUUAUGAAAAAUGGAAAGGUUGAUAGAUUCGACAGCUUCGACUCAUUAGUGAGAAAUGAAGAUCUCUAAAGCACUUUCCAACAGCAUAGUUAAUGUUUGCUCGCUGAGUCCAGUAAACUAUCCUUACCUUUAAAACACAUGAUGUUUCAUUGGGAACAAAUGGCUAUGGUAAAAUUCAUAUAUCCUUCUUAGUCGAAGAUUAGGUACGUAAUGAAAUUGUCAAAACAAUAUUUUUCAAAAUAAUGGUUGUUUGUGGAGAGUAAUGUGACUAAGUAAGUAUCAUACAUAGUAUACGAGUCUACGUACCGUUUUGAACAGUGACAUUUCUUGACGUUUUAGCAGGAUUUUACAUUUUGAAAAAACUUCUCAAGUUGAUAAGUACCAAGGCUGUAAAGAGCAAUGGUUUUCCCUUGAUGCCAGCCAAUCAAAAAAAUGCUUCUUACUUCUCAGAUGCGCGUAGUGUAUUGAUAAAAUAAUACUUAUAAAUACAGGAAGUGGACUUGAAGAUUUAUGAUAAACAUGUGCCGAUUUUCUGAUGAAAGCUCUACUGCGGAUACGAGAUAUAUGCGAGAUGUUACGAUGAUUGAUGAUAUGAGAUCAACCUUUAGGAAGCUCGACUGCGUGCUUCUGUUCUUGGUUAAAGACCUCUCCUUUUUGAGUGGGUUAAAAAAAGUUUGAAUUAGUGGAGAAAUAAGUAGAAAUUUAAAAGUUCUGAAGGACAGUGAACAGUAACGGUAUAAAACUAACCACGAGGAUAAUUUGGAUAUAUCAACAAAGUUGAAAUGGUAAAUUGGCCACCGUAACGUUUACA
This is a messenger RNA of Stylophora pistillata, 4715 nucleotides long. RefSeq names its product ATP-binding cassette sub-family C member 4. Lineage: Eukaryota; Metazoa; Cnidaria; Anthozoa; Scleractinia; Pocilloporidae. Gene Ontology annotation, cellular component: membrane. Gene Ontology annotation, biological process: transmembrane transport. Gene Ontology annotation, molecular function: ATP binding; ABC-type transporter activity; ATP hydrolysis activity. The record is from RefSeq and is a predicted model, not a curated record.